Messenger RNA from Penicillium macrosclerotiorum, 2229 nucleotides. Its product is annotated as Het-C domain-containing protein. Lineage: Eukaryota; Fungi; Ascomycota; Eurotiomycetes; Eurotiales; Aspergillaceae. The transcript is spliced from 4 exons. The record is from RefSeq and is a predicted model, not a curated record. Bases 1 to 2229 code for a protein of 742 amino acids.
AUGUUGCUCCUCCGUGCGGGGUCCCCCUCCCUGCUCGUGUGCCUGUUGCUUGUGCUUGUACUUGUGCCGAACGCCCACGCUUUCGGCGCGGGCAACAUUGCCUCCAUCUCUGCCGUUGAGGGCAAGAAUUGGCGCCAUGGCGACAUCGAGGACAUGCUCAAAACGAUUGCGUUCAUUGCCGGUCACAAAUGGACGUCGACCAUGGUGAAACGAGUGUACUUUGGAAAUUGGCUGCGCGAUUAUUCACAAGCCAUGGAUGUCGGGACCCUGAAAAACCUCCAGGCCGAGACUAUCCGUGUCCUUGUGUGGGUCCUUUCGUUCCUGAGCUUCGGAUACGCGACGGGUGAAUUUGAAGUUACCUCCGAACGGCUCGGUGUCUAUCGGCCGGAGGAGCAUAUUGACAAUCCCAAAGACUAUGCUGAUAACGAGGACGCGCGCCAGUAUGAUGAGCGUCUGCGACCCCCGGUCCGCCAAGUCGAGCUCGAUAUCGACCUUGACACCGGGAUGAAAAAUUAUAUCGCCAACGAGCGUGGGGACUGGGCGACCAGUACCGGCUAUAUCAAGUACAGCCUCAGCCGUAGCAUCCACUUUGGGCGCAUGUACACCAACGGCGGCGAUCGCAAGGGUAAUGAAGAGGAUCUCUGCGAGGCUCUUCGCUGCUUAGGCCAGGGACUUCAUACUCUCGAGGACUUUGCGGCACACACCAACUACAUCGAACUGGCGCUACGGGAAAUGGGCUUCCACAAUGUCUUCCCUCACACUGGCACCGCGACCCAGUGCAAUAUCCGCGGACACCACGUCUUUCCCCUCGUGACUGGAACUUUCGGCAUGGUUGAUUUCUUCCACUCGGUCCUGGGCGAAGCGACCGAUCAUUUUACCCAGUCGGAGGUCAAUGAAAUGGACUUGGCUCUUGGGGAUGCACAGGCCAACUCCCAGUCCAACAACUCUCUCAAUGCCCUCACUGGCUUGCUGGGCAAAAUUCCCGGUACCAGAGAUCUGGUAAUGGAGGCCGAGCAUCUGAAGCAGCUAUCCGAGGCACAAGAAACGGCCAAUCGCUCCCAUGGUUCGCAUAUGGGGUAUUUUGAGGCAGGCGGCUUUGAACAAAGCCGUGCAUCUGAUCCCAACCACUCUACAUCGGCUAGCACAGGACCCGGGCCAGGUCUUCAAGGCAUGCCCGACCUCAACCCUCAGGAGACGGUUUCCAAGAUUUACCCCAUAUUGGCUUUCCGGGACAAGGUUGCCCGCAAAUUGAAUUCUAUCAUUGAGAAGGUUCCGGGCUUGGAGGCUAUCGUUGAGAAGAUUUCUGAAACUUUGACCGUCUUCAUCAUGUCAUUACUUGCACCUUUUAUUCGGCCCCUGAUCAAUGCAGCCUCCAAGUCCCUGCAGACCGGUUCUUCUGGUGUCAUCGCUGCCUCGGGGAGGCACCAGUACGAGCCAUGGACCGACCCGCACUGCACCGAUCCCACUCACUCCCUCCUCUCGAAGGACCACUUCGCCAAUAUCUUGAAUGAACCAGCUGGACAAGUUGCAUCAGCGAUUCUGAAAUACGUUGCUCCCCGGGUGCUUUACGCAUGGCAGCACAUUGACGUCCCAGAGCAGGAGGUUCUAGAUGACUGCCUGCGCGUCUUCCACCAUCCUAUACUCCGAGACAUGCACAACGAAGCUCACCGUACUAUGUUUGAGGCCGUUCAGAAUUGGGUCCACUCCCGUCCAGACCGCGGCUCCAAUCUGAACGACGUUCUCAGUUCUGAGGGCGUUCGGGCAGGUCGUAAUACCGGUGGUGUUCCACACACGCACGCCGGUGAACAUGGCGGAUUUGCCGCAUUGGGUAGCUCUGCCCACGGGCAGACUCAUGGUCAAGGCUCUGGCCAGGGACAAGGACAUGGGUUUUCCGUUGGCGGCAUACAGUCUUUUCUGUCGCAGCACGCCCCAUCUGGCCAGGGCUCGUCUGGCCACGGUUCGUCCAGUCAUGGCUCGUCUGGUCUCCCGUGGGAUAAGCUCUCUCAUUUGCCUAUCCCUGGUAUGUCGAACCUCAACAAGCUAAAUAAACUCGAGAGCACCAUCUCCAAUUUCAUACCUGGUGGUUUCUCGCAUGGCUCGAGGGAGCUUGGCCCCGACGAAGUUGGCAGUGGGGAAGGACAUGAACAUGCCUCGUAUCAAGCGCAGCAGCAGCAAGACCAAGGCUCUUAUGGCCACCAAGGAUAUGGACCGGGCAGUUACAGGUACUGA